Molecule: messenger RNA, 4856 nt
Organism: Strongylocentrotus purpuratus (purple sea urchin)
Lineage: Eukaryota; Metazoa; Echinodermata; Echinoidea; Camarodonta; Strongylocentrotidae
Gene: rsrc2
Product: arginine/serine-rich coiled-coil protein 2
Exons: 9
Coding region: 162-2036 (624 amino acids)
Source: RefSeq, a predicted model, not a curated record
AAAGCACGAGAUUUUAGUAACGGGGAAAGCCGAGCGUUUGUGUUUCCUCGUUUGCUAGCGGUUAAUUUUUCUUUUGCGGAGGAAGAAAGUGAACACGGAAUGUUUGAUUUAUUACAAUGAAGAACUUAAAUGGAAAGGUGAUUUCUGAAACACUAUAAGUCAUGGAUACUGAAAGUGAUAUUCCGGCUGCUACUAUGUCAUCCCCUGUGCAAGAGGAGGACCCUACAAAUCAUAAUGAAGGAGGAGGUGCAAUAGAGAACAGACUACAUUCUGCAUCAGAAGAUCAUGAACAUAAAGCAGAUCCUUUAAAUGGAGACCAUGGUUCUCCGGGUUCUGACAGGGGAAGGGGCUCGAGGUCACGAUCUGGAAGCAAGUCACCUGGGUCCCCUUCCUCACCCAUGGUAAAAGAUGGUAACGGUGUUGAUAAAAAGAAGCGGAUCGACAAAUCGCACUCCAGAAGCCGGUCAAGGUCACGGUCAUUCUCGCCACGACGAAAGAAACACUCCAGGUCCCGCACUCCCAAAAGGAAGAAACGUUCACGCUCUCGGUCGCCGAAGCGAAGGAGACGAUCUCGUUCGAGGAGUCCGAAGCGGCGGUCAAGGUCAAGGUCACCGUCACGCAGCAGCAAGCGAAGAUCCCGCUCUAGGACACCACGGAAGAAACGGAGGUCGCGCUCGCCCCGGAAGAAGUCCCGAUCUCCAAGAAGGCGGCAUUCAAGAUCGCCCUCUCCUGGAAAGAGGCGUAAAAGGUCACAUACUCCAAAGAAGAAGAAGAGGUCACGAUCCAGAUCUCAUUCCAAAGAGAAGAGAAGAGCUAGAAGUAGGAGUAAAGAUCGUCGCAGAAAUAAACGGAAAACAAGUUAUCGCAGUCGAAGUAGAAGCCAUUCCACCAGCAAGAGCAGAAGUCCCUCUCAGCGCCCUCUUUCCCCACAGAUCAAGUCACGCCACUCCCGCAGCCCGAGCUCCUCAUCCGGAGACGAAAGCGGAGCAGAGAAAAGGACAUCCUCUCCUGCUAAAGCUAGCAAGCGGCGCUCAUCUACCUACAAGAAGAAGAAGAAAAGGACAAGGUCGAUAUCAAGGUCGCGGUCAAGGUCAAAGGAAAGACGCAGGAGGCGGAGCAGGUCGAGGGAGAAGAGAAGGAAAUCCCCUGCAAGGUCACGAAGGUCACGAUCCCACUCAAGGUCAAAGAGGAGGUCGCCACCUCGCCGCAGGACAAGGUCCAGGACUCCUCCGAGACGUCGUCGAUCACCCGGUAGAAAGUCGCACAGACGUCGGUCUCGCAGCCGAUCUCCCGUGAAGCAUCGUCGGAAGUCAUACUCGUCGUCGGACAGCGACACGGCGAUGAACGCCCAAGAGCAGCUCUCCAGGAGACUGGAACGUGCCAAGCAACUACAGGACGAGAGAGAGAAGAGAGAGAAGGAGCAGAAGAAGAAAGAACUGAAGGAGGAGGAAGAGGAGGAGAAGGUGGAAGAUAAGAUACCUUCUGCUCAGAAAGCAGCAGCAGCAAUAGCAGCAGCUCUGAAUGCUGCUGCUAACCCUGUAGCUCUGGCAGCUGCCUCCACUGUCAACCCUCAGAUAGCUCUACAGGCAGCAGCUGCUGCUGUACAUGCUCAGGUUCUUGCUCAGACAGGUAUAGCCGUGCCAAACUUCUACAACCCAAUGGCUGUCAACCCCGUCCACUAUGCAGAGCAGGAGAAGAAAAGAAAACAACUCUGGGCUAAGAAGCCAGAAGCGAAAACUGAGAAUGCACCUUCAAGCAACAACUGGGAGAAGACAUCAUUUGGUGAUACAGCUACCCAGGACAAGUUUAGACGCCUCAUGGGUAUCAAAGGUGCUGCAGCACAAGCAACAGCUGAUGGCAAUGAGGGCACCAACUUAAUGGAUCAGUUAGAUCACGACUAUCAGACAGCUCGCAUCAAGACACAUACCCAACGUAGCUUUGGUCUAGGGUUUGGGUCCCUCUACUCUAUGCCAACACAGCAAGUAGCUGCACCUUCUACUGCAACGUCCAGCAAUGAUCCAACCAAGAAAGAGUGAUUCAAAUUUUUGAAUGAGCUUUUGUUUAGGCUUUACAACUGUAGGACCUGCAUAGUACUUGCCAGAGACGUCUGAAUGGCCAAUCCUGGUUUGAGAUGGGCACAGUAUGGCCAAUAUUGCUUUGUUGGCCAAGCACAAAAUAAAAGAAUUUCUGACCAACUAAUACCACAUUGGCAAAACUUUGUUUAAUGGUGGCUCUGGUAGUUUCACCUACUAAAGCUACAUCUGGUACAGAUCUACCCCCAAAGUGUGAUCCAAUAUUCUGUGGCUGUUGUACAUGGUUAUGGCGCAUGUUCAUUUGAUCUUAAUUUCUUUAAAAAUAACAGAUGUUGGUUCCAUCAAAAUUGCUGCAUUCUUUUGAAAGACUUUUAUUUUUGUCGUGUAAUACUUAGAACCAUACUGCAGUUUGAUAAACACUGAUUGCCUAUUGAGGGCAAAGCAGAACUUAUUGACUCCCUGUUAAAGGAUGUGAGUUAUACCCUUCUGCUUUUCAGUAGACAUGAUAUUCAAUCAGAAUGGAUGAUCAUUGAAGACUAGGUUUUGCUCAACCUUUUCAAUGUACAGAUGCCAAGGUUGGGUCUCAAGUCACCUUGUAAAUAUUGAAAAAUUACUCUUCUGUUUUGUAAUUUCAUGAAUUCUACUGCUGUACAUAUGAAGGUCAUUUUUAUGAAACAUUUACUCUUUGCAGUCACAGCUCACAACAUUAAUUUUCUUUAUUGUUUUCAUAUUGUACUUGUCAUUAACCAAAAACAAGCCGGAAAUUAAUGAAAAUACACAGUAAUUUUUUAAUGCUUAAACUUAUGAAUGUUUCUUAGAAGCCUAUUUCCUGUACAGAUGGGAGAGGCUAUCCUAUAUUGACAUUUUGGAAGCAUGAUACUGCACAGUAUUGUAUAUAGAUCAUAAUGGGCAAAAAACAACAUCAAAAGAAAGAAAACGAUCACAAACCAAGUGAGCAAUCAUUUGCAACUUUGUAGUUAUCUGAAGUGAAGUGAUAAAUCUAUUUAAACAAAGCAUGUGAUCAAAUGCUUGCAAACAUAUAUAUCUAAAUAUAUAUAUAUGUACACGUAUAUAUGGAUUAGAUUCACAUAUAGUUUGUUUCUGAGAACAACAUACCACCAUAUUUUGUUUUUAUUUCCACUCUUGUUUGAACACCAUUACCUGUAGAACAGUUUCACGUUAUCACAUUAGGAAAGUAAUGCCAUUUAUACAACAUUGUAAGCUUAUUGACACAUUUUUUUGUGUGUUACCUAUUAAUAAUGUGUAAAAGGUGUGUAUGAUUACCGGUAAUCAAGAUAAAUGGUCAACUUUGUAAGGCCAGAGAGUCUUUCUGUAAGCUUGGAGUCCAAUCUAUGCUUAAGCAACUUCAUUGAAUUGACAUUUAAUAUGGUGACAUUUGCUCAAGGCUCUAUGUCAAAGAUUUGGAUUAUGUUUAGGAUUGCACUUAAACAAAAAAAACUUAGCAGUAAGCGUGAAAUUUCAAAAGACUAUUAGUUGGAAUGAUGGGGUACAUUGAAUCAUAUGAAUGCAGCUCCAUCACUCAUCUUGUGGAUUUUAUUAUGCCAUUGUUUGAUUAUUUUAUGUUAAAACUUUUUAUCCUGUCAUUUGUAAAAGGGUUCUUGAUUUCAGUCAUAGAAAACAAAUUCUUGAGAUUUCUUACUUGCUAAUAUUUGUACAUAACAAAAUUCAGCAUGCUUUUUACUUUAAUGCAAUUGUACCAUGUGUUAAAAUUAAUUUUGAUUUUUACUUGUUUUGAUUGCUGUAGGAAAUGGUCCUGUUGAACCCUUUUCCCUUUUAAUAAGCAUCUAUUUCUUUAAGUUGUACAUACACAAUGCAGUUUUAUUUCAUAUUUUGCCAAAUUUCUGAUGACUCGGACUGAGAAGAGAAUGUGUGGUUUGUAAAUAAUUGAUCAUUUAGUAGUUCAUGUUAACCAAUCAACCCAACCACUUAUUUUAUGUUCAUUUUACAUUGUCCUUGUUGAUUACACUUGUAACCUUCAGAUUUUGUUGGAUGCUCCCUGUUAAGAACUUAUCAAAUAUAUUUGCUGCACUGCUAAUAUUUCAUGAAAAUAUUAUGAGAAGUAAAAAAUAGAGAUGGAAAGAAAAGUUGUUGAGCAUUUCGAAAAUGUGUGUGUUGUUAGUGACAUGUGAUUAUAUUAUCAACAAAAAGUAAAAUCAUAGCACUACUGCAAUGUACAUGUUAUUUCAGAGUUUUAGAAAGACUUUCUAAACAUGAAGUACAUGUCUUUUCAACCAGGUAGGAAAUUGGGUGAGUUCUAAGGUGGAUUCUUGAGCACAUAAUUACCUUUAGAUGUAUGUGUUUUCUCCUCUUAUAGUUCUUUGAUUGAAAAGAAGCAAAGUUGAUUUUGUGUUGUUAAGUGGCAAGGGAUUAUAUUAUUAACAAAACUUAAAAUCACAGCACUACUGCAAUUGACAGUACAUGUAACCUCAACAUUUUAAAAUCACUUUCUAAACAUGCUGUACAUGUACUUCGAAUUAGGUAUGAAAUGGGAUGAAAUCUUAGAUGGAUUCUUUAUAAUUACAUGAUGUGUUUUCUCCUCUCAUAAUUUUUUGCUUGAAUAGCAAUUGUAGUGGUCUCACAAGACCACAAUUCAAGUUAUGUGAGCCUUGGAAUUUGAUUUGGAUUUUCUGAGUGGGUUUUUAAGAAAUUAUUAUUGUAGUAUUUUUUAGUGACCUCAAAAUCAUUGAGCCGCGUUUGAAUUAAAAAGACUGCUUACUCGUUGGAUCUUUUCUUAUAACCUUUGGGCUUUGAAUAGCUGUAUUAAAAACUUUCAUUGAGAUGAAAUUCUGCAGAAUUACAAAA